AUGGAUUUGAUCAUGGACAAGUUUCAUGCUGAGCCUGCGAUGGCGUUCGCGGCGGAACGGCCGUUGCUGGCAAGAUGUGCCAUCGUCGGUGUCUGUGGAAUCCUGGUUCAUCACAUUGUCUUCAUUAAAAACGAAUGGCAUAUGCAGGGACCGCGGAUUAUUAAGACUGCAAUCGCUGCAUAUGCCGUUUUGGCUCUUCUGGAGGCAAGAAAGACCCUGAGUGUUGCCGCUUUCGGACAUGCCGGCCUCAUCGUGGGCAGCUUUGUCUCUUGUCUUCUGCUUAGCAUUGCUGCUUAUCGUCUCUUUGCUCACCGUACACGUCACUUCCCUGGUCCUCGUUUGGCAGGUCUGACCAAAUUGUGGCAUAUGUACCAAUGCCGCAAUGGACAGAACCAUUUGGUCCUGGAGAGAAUGCACCACGAGUAUGGUGACUUUGUCCGGACUGGCCCCAAUGAGAUUACCGUUUUCCAUCCAAUUGGACUGUCUUUGCUUGAUGGCCCAGGCAGCAAAACCAGCAAGUCUGUCUGGUAUGACUUCCUCCUGCCCAACGUGGGUGUGACCACCAUCCGUGACCGAGGCUGGCAUGACCAACGUCGCCGUCUUUGGAUCAAGGGUUUCUCCAACAGUGCGAUGGUGAAAUACCAGGAGCACAUUGAAAGCCACGCCAAAGACAUGGAUGCUAUCAUUGCCAGCGCCAAGGGCAGCCCAGUUCCUAUUUCCACGUACAUUUACUGGUUCUCUUUCGACAUCAUGGGCCUCUUCGCCUUCUCCCGCUCCUUUGACAUGAUUAACAGUGAGCAUUGGCACUACAGCAUUCGCAACCUGCGAAAAGCCAUGACUCUGUUGGGCCCUUUCUCCUGCGUGCCCUGGGCAGCACAGAUUGGGUUCUGGUUGCUCAAGGGAUUCUGGGUGGUGAAAGACUGGGACACUAUGAUCGCUUGGUGCGCCAAUCAGAUGAAGCUGCGCCUUGAUCAACCUGAUUCCCACGACGUGGCGCAGGGGAUCAUCGAAGACUCCAGAAAGAGAGGUACAUUGAAAGAAGACCAAGCACAGCUUGUAGGAGAUGCAAUCGUAGCUAUAGUAGCUGGAAGUGACACCGUUGCCCCCACUCUUGUCUUUGCGAUCUACCAAUUAGCCUUGAAUCCUGACAAGGCUGAAAAAUUGUAUCAAGAAGUCAAGGACGUGAGCAUCAGAGACCUGCCCACUCUCAAGAAAUUGCCCUAUCUCAACGCAGUCAUCAUGGAGACCUUGCGUCUCCACCCUGCUGUCCCAACGGGAGGUAAUCGGGACACUCCGCCUGAAGGUAUGAUGAUCGAUGGCACUUUUAUUCCGGGGAACACGACAAUUGUCGCCCCGCGUUAUGUUCUGGGUCGACUGGAGAGCUGCUUCGUUCGCGCGAAUGAAUGGAUCCCUGAACGGUUCGAUGGUACUCAGCCCGAGUUGGUCAAGGACACCCGAUCAUUCCUACCGUUUGCCCAAGGUCGCUAUACCUGCCUGGGUAAGGACGUCGCAAUGAUCGAGAUGUGGACAGUCCUCUCGAUCCUCGUUACGAAAUAUCGCUUCGAUUUCCCUGCUGGUCAGCGUGAGAAGUAUAUUGAAAACGUGGAGGGAAAAAUGCGAGACCAGUUUACAGCUACACCGGGUGAUCUGGCCCUGGUGUUUACCAAGAGAGACAAUGUUGCGUGA
Messenger RNA from Penicillium subrubescens, 1686 nucleotides. RefSeq names its product cytochrome P450. NCBI's taxonomy places the organism in Eukaryota, Fungi, Ascomycota, Eurotiomycetes, Eurotiales, Aspergillaceae. Gene Ontology annotation, molecular function: heme binding; iron ion binding; monooxygenase activity. The record is from RefSeq and is a predicted model, not a curated record. The transcript is spliced from 5 exons. The coding region runs from base 1 to 1686 and encodes 561 amino acids.